Molecule: messenger RNA, 585 nt
Organism: Penicillium riverlandense
Lineage: Eukaryota; Fungi; Ascomycota; Eurotiomycetes; Eurotiales; Aspergillaceae
Exons: 1
Coding region: 1-585 (194 amino acids)
Source: RefSeq, a predicted model, not a curated record
AUGCACUCCAAGGUCGCAGCCGCCCUCUUCCUCUCCAGCCUAGCCAUGGCCGCUCCCGCCUUCACCGAGGAGUCCGCGGGCGUGGGCAUGCCCGUCAUGACCGAGCCGCCGCCCGCCAUAAUGUCGGCCGCGGAGGCCGUUGCCAGCGCGAUUCCGCAGUCGGUCAAGGAGGAGCUCAGCAGCGCCUACAUGCAUAGCAACAUUGCAGAGAUCGAGAGCAUCGACAAGUACGUCAUGAGCGAGUUCAUGCACAACACCGCUUGGCAGGACCGUCUGCCCGCUAGCGACUUGGCUAUCCUCACCUCUGAGAUCGCCAUGGCAUCCGCCGCGCCUAGCAUGCUCAUCCCCGGGAACUCUGCCGCCUCUCCCACUGCUGGCUCUUCUACCCCUCUUGCCACGGCGACUGGCAACGGUGGCUCUGGAUCGGGCUCCGGCUCUGACUCGACUUCGACUUCGACCUCGGCCUCGACCACGGCUUCGGGCACCAAGCCCACAACGACUAACGGCGCUACUGCUCCCACGGCCCACGUCGCCGCCAGCUUCGCCGGUGCGGCCGGUCUGCUGGGUUUCAUGCUUGCGCUGUGA